Molecule: messenger RNA, 1706 nt
Organism: Puntigrus tetrazona (Sumatra barb)
Lineage: Eukaryota; Metazoa; Chordata; Actinopteri; Cypriniformes; Cyprinidae
Gene: cln6a
Product: CLN6 transmembrane ER protein a
Exons: 7
Coding region: 279-1175 (298 amino acids)
Source: RefSeq, a predicted model, not a curated record
GAAGAAAACCGGUCCAAACGUCACGUGAUUCAAACAAACGAAAAUACAGUGUUUAGUAGUUCUGUGUACAUAAGGGAACUAAAACUGAGUUAGAUAUAAUCGUAAAAUAAGUCUCAUAUUAUAUACUCGAAACCCAUAAUUAAUUUAAACUUUUACAGCUCCGGUGUGGGACCUGGCAUGUGACUAACUGAAUGGAUGCUCGGAUGCAAAGGUGCAGCGGAGUUGAUCGAUAACCGAAGUAGUCGUGAAAUUUACUAUAAAGAAGAAAUCUAGCAACCAUGCGGAGAAGACCACAGUCUGCGGCUUUGACAUCGGCAUUUUUGAGGGCUGGGAGUGAGAAAACGGUUUCUACAACUGCAGCGCAGUCCCAGUUUCACACAGACCUCUGGCUCUGUUUCACCGUGCAGAACUGGAUACUGGACUUUGGAAGGCCAAUUGCUAUGAUCAUAAUGCCCCUGGAAUGGUUUCCUCUAAAUAAACCCAGUGUUGGAGAUUAUUUUCACAUGGCAUAUAAUAUCAUCACACCAUUCCUAUUACUGAAGCUGAUUGAACGGAGUCCCACAACCCUUCCUCGCUCAGCUGUUUACCUCUGCAUCAUUACCUUUGUCAUGGGAGCUAGCAUACACCUGGUAGGAGACUCCAUUAACCAUCGUCUCAUCCUCAGUGGAUACCAGCUUCACCUUUCUGUCAGAGAAAACCCCAUUAUCAAAGAUCUGAAGCCUGCCUCACUGAUUGAUUCCUUUGAGCUUCUGUAUUACUAUGAUGAGCACCUAGGGCAUUCUAUGUGGUAUGUCCCCUUCUUUCUCAUCCUCUUCUUAUAUUUUACUGGCUGCUUUACACAAGUUAAAGAUGAGAAGAUGCCUUACUCAGGCUGGCUGUUACUUGGCCCAAGUGCGGUGUACUAUUGGUAUCUGAUUACCGAGGGGCAGAUUUUUGUCCUGUAUGUCUUCACCUUUUUUGCCAUGGUUGCCACAGUGAUGCGCCAGAGGCGGAUGGGCUUCGUGUUAGACAGCAAUGGCCGUUUCCUCUUCUAUAACUUCAUCAUUACUCUGGGAUUAGUUCUGGUUUGGGUCGCAUAUCUGUGGAAUGAUAAAGUUUUGCGCAAAAAAUAUCCCGGUAUCAUCUAUGUUCCGGAGCCUUGGUCCUUCUACACCUUACACAUCAAAAGCAGUUAAAUAAUAACAGCAAACCGAAAAAAAAUUAUUUGAUAUUUCUCCAGUAUAAUGCUUUGACCAAUUUAAUGGCACUUUGAGUGUUACUUACUGGAAUUAUUCAAAAAUGAAAAUUCUGUCAUAAUUUACUCACCCUUAAAGUUACUCAUCCAAAACCCUCAAGGUGUUCCAAACCAGUUUCUUGUUAACCACAAAAGAAGAUAUUUUGAAGAAUGUUGGUAACCAGUCGAUGGUAGCAAUUUACUUCUUCAGUAUGGGGAGUAAAUAAAAUCUGGUUACCUACAUUCUCAAAAUGCUUUCUUUUGUUCAACAGAAGAAAAAAAAAGUUUGGAUUAUUGAGUAAGAGUAAAUCAAUUUUUCUUUUUUCCUUUUUUUUUGUGAACUGUCCCUUUAAGGAGUUGGAUCUAGAAGUUUGAAUCUUCACAAGGCAAACUAUUCAAUGUUUGUAAUUUUUGUCAUUUAUUUAUUGUGCUUUACAGUAAAAAAUGAUGCUUUUAUGUCCUUGUUUUAUAUAAAUAAAGUUUGUACUCCCUA